Daldinia caldariorum is the source of this 1149-nucleotide messenger RNA. Its product is annotated as Fasciclin-domain-containing protein. Lineage: Eukaryota; Fungi; Ascomycota; Sordariomycetes; Xylariales; Hypoxylaceae. Gene Ontology annotation, biological process: macroautophagy. Gene Ontology annotation, cellular component: fungal-type vacuole membrane. The transcript is spliced from 4 exons. The record is from RefSeq and is a predicted model, not a curated record. Bases 1 to 1149 code for a protein of 382 amino acids.
AUGCAGUACAAGAAUAUCUUCUCUCUGGCGUUGGCCUCCCUGGUCUCCGCUCAGACACCGAGCUUGAGCGACGCUCUAGGUUCUCAAAACUCGACGCUGUCGUCGUUGAACACUCUUCUCGAAUCAAACUCCCAAAUUGCCGAGUCCCUAAGCAGGUUGCGAAAUGUUACCAUUUUGGCACCGAGCAACGAUGCUUUCAGCGCUCUGACAAGCAACAAGGAAAACGCCUUGCUACUUGCCAACUCUGAUUAUUUGCAGGCUCUAUUGAACUACCAUAUCCUCAAUGGUACACAUUAUAACGACAGCUUUGGGGAUGAUACGACUUUUAUUCCAACGUUGCUGACCAACAAUACGUAUGCCAACGUUACCGGCGGUCAGGUUGUCGAGGCCCGACUUCGAGACAAUAACGUCACUUUCUUUAGUGCCCUGAAGGAGAAUGCCACCAUCGUCACUCCUAAUGUGAACUUCACUGGAGGCACAAUCCACAUCAUCGAUAGCGUCCUCACCAUUCCUCAGAACAUAUCGGAAACUCUUUCCAACGCAAACCUUACUGCUGCUGAGGGUGCUAUCCGCACGGCUAAUUUGACUGACUCGGUCGUUGAUGCGCGUGACAUUACCAUCUUCGCUCCGAACAACGAUGCCUUCAACGCCGUUGGAAGCAUCGUCAGUAACCUUACUUCGGACGAGUUGACCAGCAUCGUGGGUUACCAUGUGAUUAACGGCUCCGUCAACUACAGCACGGAUUUCCAGAACACCACGCUUACUGCUGUCAACGGGGAGAAUAUCACCAUUACCGUGGUGAAUGGGACCGUAUAUGCCAAUUCCGCCAAGGUCACAGUUCCAGACAUCUUAUUGGAGAAUGGCGUUGUUCACGUAGUUGAUCAAGUACUAAACCCUGAUAAUACAUCUGCGGCUCCUGAUACGACGGCUUCAUCCGCUACACCUGCGUUUACGAACGCCAGCUCGGGGUCUGAAGGUGUCCCUUUUACUAGUGGUGUCACGACCCCUACCACUACUUUCCCCGCUGCCACAUCGGCGGGAGGUGAGACGGAGACGUCUAGCUCUUCGGGUGCGGCGAUGCCUAUGAAAACUGGCGUCGUAGGAGCAGCUGCUCUAUUUGGCGGUGCAGCUGUUAUCGUGAACUUGUAA